AUGUCCGACCCUACCAACCCCAACAUUGAACAACGCACAACGCCCCAAUGGGCUCUCUACCAGCGCGAGAACUUUUGGAAGCUUAACGAGGGCAAGACUGCCCCGUUUAACACCGACCCCACCAAGCUCGAAGAACUCGCGAAAGAAACCCUCAGCAAGGGCGGCUGGCUCUAUGCCUCCUCCAACGCAGGCCUCUCAGCAACACACCUCGCAAACCGACAAGCCUUCUACCGGCACCGCAUAAUCCCCAACCAGCUCGUCGACACAAAUCUCCGCGACACAACAACCACAAUCUUCGGGCACAAGGUCUCCGCACCCAUCGGCUUCGCACCCAUAGGCAUUAACAAAAUCUACCACCCCUCCGCCGAACUCGCCGUCGCAAAGGUUGCCGGCGAGCUCAACCUCCCAUACUGCCUCAGCACGGCAGGAAGCUCACCGAUUGAGAAAGUCGGCGAGGCAAAUGGCCAGGGCAAUCCCAGAUUCUACCAGCUGUACAUGCCGCACGACGACGAACUCACAAUCUCCCUCUUGAAGAGAGCCUGGAGCAGCGGGUUCGACGCCUGCAUGUUAACGACGGAUACGUGGCAGCUCGGCUGGCGGCACGGUGACAUCGCCAACUCAAACUACGCCUUCUACCGCGGCAUGGGUGCAGACCUAGGUCUUACAGACCCUGUCUUCCAGAAGCGCUGCCGCGAAGCAGGCAUCGACCCCGAGAAAGACAUUGUGGCUGCGUCAGCGAAAUGGAUCGACUCCGUCUGGCAUGGGCGCGCCUGGUCGUGGGAGAAGAUCCCCUGGCUUAUCAAGACGUGGAAGGAGAUCUCCGGCGGUCGACCAUUCGUCAUCAAGGGGAUUCAGUCUGUUCCCGACGCAAAGAAGUGCGUUGAGUAUGGCGUUGAUGGGAUCGUCGUGAGCAACCACGCUGGCCGGCAGGUUGAUGGCGCGAUUGCGUCUCUCGACGCGUUGGAGAAUAUCGUCAAUGCCGUUGGGGACCAGUUGUAUAUCAUGUAUGAUUCGGGCGUGCGGGGCGCGAGUGAUGUUGGCAAAGCGCUGGCGGUGGGUGCUAAGUUUGUGUUUGUAGGGAGGCUUUGGAUUUGGGGGUUGAGCAUCAUGGGCGAGGAAGGGGUUAGGCACGUCAUGAAGAGCUUAUUGGCGGACUUUGAUAUCCUUAUGGCCGUGGGUGGUUUCAAGAAUGUGCAAGAAUUUGAUCGGUCUUGUCUUGAAUCAUAUCCGAAAUCAUAUACCUAUAUUCCGGAUAGGGUAUUGUGA
Molecule: messenger RNA, 1266 nt
Organism: Aspergillus mulundensis
Lineage: Eukaryota; Fungi; Ascomycota; Eurotiomycetes; Eurotiales; Aspergillaceae
Product: L-lactate dehydrogenase
Exons: 3
Coding region: 1-1266 (421 amino acids)
Molecular function (GO): oxidoreductase activity; FMN binding
Source: RefSeq, a predicted model, not a curated record